Messenger RNA from Phialemonium atrogriseum, 1372 nucleotides. RefSeq names its product kinase-like domain-containing protein. Lineage: Eukaryota; Fungi; Ascomycota; Sordariomycetes; Cephalothecales; Cephalothecaceae. The record is from RefSeq and is a predicted model, not a curated record. Gene Ontology annotation, molecular function: protein kinase activity; ATP binding. The coding region runs from base 233 to 1315 and encodes 360 amino acids. Gene Ontology annotation, biological process: protein phosphorylation. The transcript is spliced from 4 exons.
ACCUGAUCCCGCGUCAUAACGUAGUUUACGUGGUCUCGCAGACGCGUGGCGCGUCAAGACGUCCUCAGCUCACGGUGGUUCUAGUAGGUGUCGCAAAUUCAGCGCACGUCUCUCCGGGGCGGGAAGAGAGAAUACUUCAUUGCAGACGACCUUGGAAGCUCUGAGACAGGGGAAUUUUGACCACUUCUCCACCCUCCGCCUCGCAUGCCGUCCAAUUCAUGGCAGCUCAGGCAUGGCUCAAAAUGCCCGCCGCAAGUUAGGAGAGUCCCUCAUGAAUCAGCACCAUGUAUUCACAAGUCUCGGUAACUUCUGGAGAGACUACUAUCUUCUUCCGUGUUGGGAUCUGUCUGAGCAGCCGGUUGUGUAUCUCGGGGAGGUCUACAACGGAUAUAAACUUAAACGAAGGCUAGGACAUUGGUGCUGGCUGACGGAGCAUUUCACGAUUAGGCAGUACAUGACCCUGAAGUUCCUCCCUCGGUCACCGACCGGACUAGCCGAGCUCAAAAUCAAUGAGUACAUUCGACAGAAGUCGAGGAGUCCUUAUCUCUCCAUCAUAACCGACCAUUUUGAGAUUCCCCAUCACCUAGCUUCCACAAGCGCCGAGCAUAAAGACAUCAAAUUUAACGUGAUCGUCUAUCCCGUAACUGGCACAGACUUGCGUCGGUAUUCGUCAGAGGAAGGCCUUGUAGAGCCCCUAAGCUUCUCCCAGAAAACAAAUUGCAUACGGGAACUCGUCCGCGGCCUCGCCGACUUACAUAGCCUCGGCGUUGUACACGGAGACAUACAUGCUGGAAACGUCGCUCUCCCUGCUCCCCGGGCCACCGACAUUGCGAGUUUCCUCAUGAAGCCACCCGUUGUGAGCGAGAUUCGUCGCAAAGAUGGGCAGCCAAUGGACCCUAUCCUCCCCCAGCGAGUGACCGAGCCAGUGGACAUCGGUUUCGGCGAAGGAAUUACCAAGAUCCUUGAUUUUGGAUAUGCCUUCAUCCCUCAGGAUGGUAUUUCUUACACCAAGGAUUCCUUUGCUUGCGGUACUCCAGCACCUCCUGAACUGGUCCUUGACGGGGCUAGCACAAAGUUCCCGUUUCAAGUUGAUAGCUGGUGCCUGGGUUUAGCGAUCUACUUUAUUCUUACCGAUGGGCAAGAUUUGUUGAUAUCCCUUGGACUUCCAAUGAAUCGAAACAACUGUCUCAUAUCGACGAACAAUUCGCUCAACUCAGGGACGACGAGGAUGAGUACAUUCAAGGCCUUCCUACCGAGUUCAAGCGGAUUCUGCUCGGUCUCUUGCAGCCGAAUCCCGAGCGCAGAUUGCCCAUAGCCGAUCUGGUCCACGACAAGUGGCUCUCACGCGAUAGAAUGUCUGAUGCGACCAAAU